Messenger RNA from Saccostrea cuccullata (small rock oyster), 2482 nucleotides. RefSeq names its product serine/threonine-protein phosphatase 2A 55 kDa regulatory subunit B alpha isoform-like. Lineage: Eukaryota; Metazoa; Mollusca; Bivalvia; Ostreida; Ostreidae. The coding region runs from base 180 to 1517 and encodes 445 amino acids. Gene Ontology annotation, molecular function: protein binding; protein phosphatase regulator activity. The record is from RefSeq and is a predicted model, not a curated record. Gene Ontology annotation, cellular component: cytosol; protein phosphatase type 2A complex. The transcript has 8 exons.
GUACAUGACGUCACGCCUGAGUGCUCGGGAAGAGUGCGCCAUAUUGAAUUGGGGAAAUAGCGACUGAAUAAAAUCAAGUAUCAUCCAUGUUGAAUAUAAUGAAAUUUGCAAUGUAAGGAGAUGUAAAUGGGAUUGUAUGAGGUGUAUGGUCCUAUUUGUAAACUUAAUAUUUGCUUAUCAUGGCAGGAAAUGGUGGAGAUAUUCAGUGGUGCUUCUCGCAAGUGAAGGGUGCCAUAGAGACUGAAGAUGUCACUGAAGCUGAUAUAAUUUCCUGUGUGGAGUUUAACAGUACGGGGGAUUUACUAGCAACAGGAGACAAAGGGGGACGUGUCGUCAUUUUCCAGCGAGAUAAAGCUGGAAAAAUUGCGAUACCACCACGAGGAGAGUACAAUGUAUACAGCACAUUUCAAAGUCAUGAGCCUGAGUUUGACUACCUCAAAAGUUUAGAGAUUGAAGAGAAAAUAAACAAGAUACGAUGGUUAAAGAGAUCUAAUCCAGCCAAUUUCUUACUGUCAACUAAUGAUAAGACUAUUAAGCUGUGGAAGGUGACGGAGAGAGACAAGCGACCUGAGGGGUAUAACCUGAAGGAUGAGUCGGGCCUGAUGAGGGACCCCAAUAAUGUGACCAGCCUCAGGGUGCCCAGUUUUAAACCCAUGGAACUGAUGGUGGAGGCCAGUCCCCGCCGAAUCUUCGCCAACGCCCACACUUACCACAUCAACUCCAUCUCCGUCAAUAGCGACCAGGAAACCUACCUGUCAGCUGACGACCUACGUAUUAACCUUUGGCAUUUAGAGGUCACAGACCAAAGCUUCAAUAUUGUGGACAUAAAGCCUGCCAAUAUGGAGGAGUUGACAGAAGUGAUAACUGCUGCCGAAUUUCAUCCACACGAAUGUAACUUGUUUGUCUACAGCAGUAGUAAGGGCACUAUACGCCUCUGUGAUAUGAGGGAGCAGGCAUUAUGUGAUAAACACGCUAAAUUGUUUGAGGAGCCAGAAGACCCCACCAAUAGGAGUUUCUUUUCUGAGAUUAUUUCUAGUAUAUCGGAUGUGAAGUUUAGUCAUAAUGGACGUUAUAUGGUGACACGAGACUACUUGUCCAUCAAAGUCUGGGACUUGCUGAUGGAAACAAAGCCAAUAGAAACGUAUCAAGUUCACGAGUACCUCAGGAGUAAAUUAUGUUCUCUCUAUGAAAAUGACUGUAUAUUUGACAAAUUUGAAUGUUCAUGGAGUGGAGAUGAUAGGCACAUUAUGACAGGAUCUUACAAUAAUUUCUUUAGAAUGUUUGACCGUGAAGCCAAAAGGGACACAACUCUGGAAGCAUGUAGAGAAAACAUGAAACCACGAACAAUUUUAAAACCGCGUAAAGUAUGCACCGGUGGCAAGCGUAAAAAGGAGGAAAUAAAUGUGGACUGUCUAGACUUCAAUAAAAAGAUCCUCCACACCGCCUGGCACCCGUUAGAGAACAUCCUGGCCGUAGCAGCUACCAAUAACCUUUAUAUCUUCCAAAGUAAAGAUUAACGCAAGGAAAAUUAGGAGGAUUUAACAAAUUGCUGGCAUGGUGGUGCACGUGGAAGAUUGGGCAGUUUCACCCGGGGAAACAGUGAACUGGUGAAAAAUCAGCUUAGCAAUAUUUUUGUACAAAUUUUUAGUUGAGACAAUGAUGUUGAUGAUGGAAAAGGAAUAUUUUCUGCAACCUGAAUUGUACAAGUUUGCAUAAUUCCUCACUAGUGCUAUAAACUUCCAAGUGGUAAUUACCAUGUAUAACUGUGUUGAUGCAUCUGUUCUGUUAGACCAAAGCCUUCCCAUGUCUGUUCUGGUGCAUUUUUGUAUUGCAUUACAAGUGUUAGGUUCGUCAGAUUGUGGUUAGUUUCUAGUCACAGUAUACUAAAGCCUAACGCGGACAUUUUGUGGCUACACACAUGAUGUAGGUGCAAUAAGAUGCCAUGAAGUUGUAAUUAGAGAUGAUGCAAAUUUACACAAACAUUCCUUACUAUUAUAACUGCAUAUAUAAACUUGCCAUAUGAUUUUUACCCCCUAAAGUGCUAAAGUAAAAUUUAUUUGCUCAUGGAUGCUCAAUAUGUAUUAAAAGUGCUGGCAUUAUUAUUUAAAAAAAAACAACAUUACAUAUUUUUUUUGUUUACAUAGUACAGUUGUAUUUGAUAACAAUGAUAAUAGUACGGAGGUGAAAUUGAUAUCCAUAAAAGAUAAACUCUACCAUUCCACAGAGAGAUGCAAUCAAAGGUUAACUGUCCAUAGCAUUCAACACUUCUUGUGAUCAAAAUACUCUUUAUUCUUUAUUGAUCAAUCUCUGUAUUUUGUAUGAAGGAAAGUCGAUGUGGUUAAUUAAAUUAUAAUGAGAGAAUUGGUUGAUGUAAAUUAUAUGUGUUCUGACAUUGUCCUGUUUUAGUACAAUUAUGACAAUAAUGACGGGUUAUAUGAUGACCUGAAGAAAUGUUAUUCAAUAUUAAACUAUUGUUAUUAAA